GCAGCUUCAGUACCAGGCACAGCUCUCCCUCAGCACGAACACACAGGAGGAGGAGGCUCCUACAUGCUUCCGACACCGUUUCUCCUGCUGCUGCUCCUCUCAUUCUCUCACGGAAAGCGUUUUCGAGGCCAUUGUUAAUCCAGCGGGAUAUUCUUAUUUUUUUUUAUUUAUUUACCAACAUCUAUAUUUUUUCCUGUAUUUCUUUUUUUAACGGAUUCCGAAGCCGAGGGGAAUAAAAAAAGGAGUGUCGGGUGCACCAAUGUUCUCGUUACACGAGGGUAGCGGGCUGCUUCUGCUCCUGCUCGCAGCAGGACUGCAGAUUGCAGCAGAGGCCAGGGGUGCCCCACCAUGCAGGCCGGGCUUCUCUGAAGAUCUCUACACGGUGGUGGUGCCAGAUAUCACAGAGGAAGGAUGGCCUCUCUUCAACGUGAAAUUUGUCAGCUGUGGCCGAGGUGGUCUGGUGCGGUUUGAAUGCAGCAAUCCAUCUGACUAUCGGAUAGAAAACGAUGGUGUAGUUUAUGCUGCAAGGACUCUUCAGCGCACUCAAGCCCCUGCAUCGCCCUUGCUGAUCAAGGCUGUGGACACAACCACUCAGCAGCAAUGGGUGACACAAGUCAAGAUGAUGCCUCCCACACAGGUCCAGGAACUCGCCGUCCCUUCAGGCAUGGCCAAAAGGUUAAAGGAAAUAGUGUUUCCAUCACAAAAUGCAGACGGCACGCUGAAACGCAGCAAACGAGAGUGGGCCAUCCCUCCAAUCAAUGUGCCUGAGAACUCCAGAGGCCCAUUCCCACAGGAGCUCGCCCGGAUUCAUUCAGAUUUUGAUAAAAACCGACCCCUGAGAUAUACUGUGACGGGUUCAGGGGCUGACCAGCCCCCUACUGGAAUCUUCACCAUUGACCCCAUUUCUGGAGUAUUAUUCGUCAACAAGGGUCUUGAUCGAGAGCACAUUUCCAGUUAUCAUUUGAGAGCUCAUGCUGUAGACCUGAAUGGCAACCAAGUGGAAAACCCCAUAGAUAUUGUGAUCAACGUUAUUGACAUGAAUGACAACCGACCUGAGUUCACUCACCAGAUCUGGAAUGGAAGUGUUCCAGAGGGUUCCAAACCAGGAACAUUUGUCAUGACUGUAACAUCUAUUGACAAAGACGACCCCAAAACGUCAAAUGGAAUGCUUCGAUACAUGAUCAUGUCCCAGAACCCAGAGAGCCCAUCCUCUAAUAUGUUUACGAUCAACAACAACAACGGAGAAAUCAUUACAGUGGCUGCAGGCCUGGACAGAGAGAAAGUGCCUCAGUACACUUUGAUCAUCAAAGUGACUGACAUGGAAGGAAACCCUAUGUACGGCCUAUCCAACACAGCCACUGCUGUCAUAAGCAUCACUGGCAUCAAUGGCAGUCCAUCAGAGUUUGCACCUGAGAUGGUCCAGGAACUCGCUGUCCCUUCAGGCAUGUCCAAAAAUUUAAAGGAAAUACUGUUUCCAUCGCAAAAUGCAGACAGCACACUGAAACGGAGAAAAAGAGACUGGGUCAUCCCUCCAAUCAAUGUGCCUGAGAACUCCAGAGGCCCAUUCCCACAGGAGCUUGUCCGGAUUCGUUCAGAUCAUGAUAAAAACCGAUCCCUGAGAUACAGUGUGACGGGUCCAGGUGCUGACCAGCCCCCGACUGGAAUCUUCACCAUCGACCCCAUUUCUGGAGAAUUAUCUGUCAACAAGCCUCUUGAUCGAGAGCACAUUAACAGUUUCCAUUUGAGAGCUCAUGCUGUAGACCUGAAUGGCAACCAAGUGGAAAACCCCAUAGAUAUUGUGAUCAACGUUAUUGACAUGAAUGACAACCGACCUGAGUUCACUCACCAGAUCUGGAAUGGAAGUGUUCCAGAGGGUUCCAAACCAGGAUCAUUUGUCAUGACUGUAACAUCUGUUGACAAAGACGACCCCAAAACAGCGAAUGGAAUGCUUCGAUACAUGAUCAUGUCCCAGAACCCAGAGAGCCCAUCCUCUAAUAUGUUUACGAUCAACAACAAAACUGGAGGCAUCAUUACAGUGGCUGCAGGCCUGGACAGAGAGAAAGUGCCUCAAUACACUUUGAUAAUCAAGGCGACUGACAUGGAAGGAAACCCUAUGUAUGGCUUGUCCAACACAGCCACGGCUGUCAUCUCAAUCACAGACAUAAAUGACAACCCACCGGAGUUUGUCCAAGACAAGUUUUCUGGGGAUGUGGAUGAGAAUGCCGUGAAUGUAAUAGUGGCCAACCUCAGCGUGACUGACAAGGACCAGCCCAAUACUCCUGCCUGGAAUGCAGUGUACAAAAUCACCGGGGGCGACCCCACCGGCAGGUUCUCUGUGCCCACCGAUCCAACUACUAAUGAGGGUCUGGUAACAGUUGUCAAGCCCAUUGACUAUGAAACCAACAGGUUGUAUUUGUUGACAGUGGAAGCAAAAAAUGAAGUUCCCCUGGCCAGAGGGAUUCACUCUCCCAGACAGUCCACUGCCACUGUCUCCAUCAGAGUAAGGGAUGUCAACGAGAGUCCUUUCUUUGACCCUAACCCUAAACUUAUCAAGCUUGAGGAGGGGUUGAUGCCCGAGUCCCCUUUGACUACUUUCACUGCACAGGAUCCCGACAGAUUCAUGCAGCAAACUAUCAGAUAUUCCAAGCUCUCAGAUCCGGCCAACUGGCUUAGGAUUGACCCAAACACAGGCCGGAUUACAACAAUUGCCAUUUUGGACCGCGAGUCGCCCGAAGUGAAGAACAGCAUAUACAAUGCAACAUUCCUGGCAACUGACAGCGACAAAACCCAUCCAGCAAGUGGCACAGGCACUCUACAGAUCUUCCUGUCGGAUAUCAAUGACAAUGCACCAAGAGUGUCCCCCCCUGAGGCAGAGAUAUGCGAAAAGCCGCAGCCAAACUCCAUCAACAUCACCGCCUACGAUGGGGACCUGAGCCACAAUGCAGGCCCCUUUGCAUUCGAGUUGGCCCACCGGCCUUCAGAGGUCAAGAGGAACUGGACCAUAACAAGAAUAAGCGGUGACUAUGCUCAGGUGAGCCUAAGGAUUGGCUUCCUUGAGAGUGGAAUCUAUGAGGUCCCCAUCAUAAUCACAGACUCGGGCAACUUACCCAUGUCCAAUACCUCCUACCUACGGGUUAAAGUGUGCCAGUGUGACAUGAAUGGAGACUGCACUGACCAGCAGCACAUCAUGGCCGCUGGUCUGGGCACAGGAGCCAUUAUUUCGAUCCUCCUCUGCAUCAUCAUCCUUCUCAUUCUAGUGCUGAUGUUUGUGGUGUGGAUGAAGCGGCGGGACAAAGAGCGUCAGGCUAAACAGCUUCUCAUCGACCCCGAAGAUGAUGUGAGGGACAAUAUUCUCAAGUAUGAUGAGGAAGGAGGCGGAGAAGAGGAUCAGGAUUAUGACCUGAGUCAGCUUCAGCAGCCAGACACAUUAGAGCCCGAUGCCAUCAAGCCACUUGCAAUCCGCCGUCUAGACGAGAGACCCCUCCACCCCGAGCCACAGUAUCCAAUAAGGUCAGCAGCACCCCAUCCUGGAGACAUCGGAGACUUCAUCAAUGAGGGCCUGAAGGCAGCCGACAACGACCCCACUGCUCCUCCCUACGACUCCCUGCUUGUGUUCGAUUACGAGGGCAGCGGUUCCACGGCCGGCUCCCUAAGCUCGCUCAAUUCCUCCAGCAGCGGGGGCGACCAGGACUACGAUUAUCUCAACGACUGGGGCCCUCGUUUCAGAAAACUGGCGGACAUGUACGGCGGAAGCGAUGACUAGGAUGCACAGGCACACCGCGACGGAUGAAAAGUUAAGAUUUUUAAGAAGAAAAAAAAAA
Messenger RNA from Cyprinodon variegatus (sheepshead minnow), 3821 nucleotides. It is a transcript of the gene cdh2, whose product is annotated as cadherin-2-like. NCBI's taxonomy places the organism in Eukaryota, Metazoa, Chordata, Actinopteri, Cyprinodontiformes, Cyprinodontidae. Bases 260 to 3763 code for a protein of 1167 amino acids. Gene Ontology annotation, cellular component: neuron projection; postsynaptic density; intercalated disc. Gene Ontology annotation, molecular function: cadherin binding; calcium ion binding. The record is from RefSeq and is a predicted model, not a curated record. The transcript has 21 exons. Gene Ontology annotation, biological process: calcium-dependent cell-cell adhesion; regulation of synaptic transmission, glutamatergic; blood vessel morphogenesis.